GCUUUGGACGUGGCCACCAUUCUCUCCGCCAUUGUCCACGAGGGCUGAGCCAAGUAUGGCUAAGAGAAAAGAUGCUGAGAAGUCGGCCCAACAAGAGCAGAAACAGAACAACAAGAGCGAGAGCGCGGAGGAAGAGGAGCCGGUCAGUUUCGACGACCCGGAAGGAUUCGUAGACAAGAUCACCGAUGAAGAAUUGCUUGGAGACAUUCUUCAGGAAAUUCCGAACCCGGUUACUGGCUGGGACUGUGUGAUUGUGGUUGAUGGAGUACCUCAAGUUGAAAAGGAACGACUUGAGAAACUGCAAGGAGUCAUCCACAAAAUAUUCGCAAAAUGCGGAACUAUAGUGAAUGAACAUUACCCAAAAAAUGAUGAUGGGGUUACCAAGGGUUACAUAUUCAUCGAGUACAGCAACCCCCAAAGUGCAAUUGAUGCAGUAAUUGCGACAGACAACCAUAGGCUAGACAAAUUACAUAUUUUCCAGGUCAACCUUUUCAGUGAUUUUAAAAAGUAUGAAGAGAUCCCGGAGGAAUGGUCCCCACCACCUCCUCAGCCCUACAAAGAGCACGGAGAUCUUCAUUACUACCUGCUCGAACCAGAUGCAUACGACCAGUUUUGCGUUAUUUGCGAUUCUGGUGAACCUGUUCAAAUCUGGCUUAACACCAUUCCACAACCAACUUUGUUGGAAGAGAGAGUUAAAUGGACAGAAAAAUAUGUCCAGUGGUCACCACUUGGUACAUAUUUGGCCACAAUCCAUGCUAAAGGUGUGGCAACAUGGGGUGGGCCUUCAUUUGAGCAAAUAAGGAAAUUUACACACUAUGAUGUUCAAUUCAUCGAAUUUUCACCACGUGAAAAUUAUUUAGUGACUUAUUCUCCAACUGCUCAUGUAAGAGAUCAAGGUAGACUGAUAAUCUGGGACAUAAGAAGAGGAGAUAUAAUGAGAAGUUUUGAUCCCGAAGGUCCUGCAAUAUGGCCUGUUUUUAAAUGGUCUAAGGAUGAUAAAUAUUUUGCUAAAAUUGGAACUGACAUCUUAUCAAUUUAUGAGACUCCAAGUUUUGGACUUCUUGACAAAAAAAGUGUCAAACUUCCUGGUAUUAAAGAUUUUGCUUGGUCUCCUACAGAUAAUAUCCUUGCAUACUGGGUAUCUGAAGAUGAAAAUGUGCCUGCUAGGCUAGUUCUUAUGGAAGUUCCAAGCCGUAACGAAGUUAGAGCCAACAAACUAUUUAAUGUCUGUGACUGUAAAAUUCAUUGGCAGAAAUCUGGUGAUUACCUUUGUGUUAAGGUUGACAGAUAUUUAAAGAUGAAAAAAGAAAAAGGAGAAGUGAAAUACAUUAAUAUGUACUGCAACUUUGAAAUUUUUCACCUGAGAGAGAAAAACAUCCCUGUCGACUCGGUCGAAAUCAAAGAGACUAUUCACGCUUUCGCAUGGGAGCCGGUUGGUUCUACUUUUGCCAUAAUCCAUGGCGACACCAAUAACAUUAGCGUUUCAUUUUACGGCCUGAAAACAGGGCACAAACCUGUUUUACUGAAAAAAUGCGAUAAGAAAUCAUGUAACACUCUCUUCUGGUCCCCUGCCGGUCAAUUUAUCGUUCUAGCUGACCUGAGGAAUAACGGAUCUCUCGAAUUUAUCGACACAUCGGAUUUCACGGUGAUGAAUACGUCUGAUCAUUACAGAGUAUCUGAUGUUGAAUGGGACCCAACUGGGAGAUACGUUGUCACCGCGACAUCCAAAUGGAAAUCUAAGGAUGAUCUUGGUUAUUGGAUUUGGACAUUCCAAGGGAGAAUUCUAUCAAGGAAUAAUAUGCAGAAAUUCUGGCAACUUCAGUGGAGGCCGAGACCUCCUACACUUUUAUCGUCCGAACAACAGAAGGAAAUCAAAAAGAACCUGAAGAAAUAUUCCGCUGCUUUUGAAAGCAAGGACAAAGUCAGGAUGACAAGAGCGUCAAAGGAUUUGAUAGAGAAGAGAGCAGCAGCCAUGAAAAAGUUCGAGGAUUAUAGGCAAUCGGUUCAAAAAAUAUGGGAAGCUCAAAAAGAAAAACGAUUGAAACUUAGAAACAAUGUUGACACCGAUGACUUAAAUGCCGACUUACAAAAUGCUGAAGAAGAAGUUAUUGAAUUCCUCGUUAAGCAAGAAAUAAUCACUCUUGAGUAACACUUGGAGGAUCUGAGUUAAAUAAAAACCUUUGAGGGAAGAAUUGUUUUUAAACUUGUCUUAUCUCUCAGAGGGUAUACACUUUUUCUGCUUUACAUCAAUUUUGUGGACACUUAAUCAAUCAGCAGAGUAGCGAGGGGGAAAAAAAUUAUAACAUUUAUUGCGAUUAACGAUGACUGAAAAAACCCAAGAGGAUCGAGGGACAGGGAGUGGUUACAGCAAACGAAAAAUUCCAAAACCAAAAAAUACCUUUCAAACCAACGAUAUCAAGAACAAACCCAUAGACGUCAACAAGUUAUUGGCCAAGCAUAAAACAUAUGACAUUUUUCACUGCGUAGGGAGGGAAUUCCAUCAUGUGCAUUACAGGAUAGACCUGUUUUGUGAUGUAUUAAUAUUGUUUUUCUUUAUUUUUCUUAUUUAAAAAGAAAAAAUGUUUGAUACAUGA
Cimex lectularius (bed bug) is the source of this 2594-nucleotide messenger RNA. RefSeq names its product eukaryotic translation initiation factor 3 subunit B (gene eIF3b). Lineage: Eukaryota; Metazoa; Arthropoda; Insecta; Hemiptera; Cimicidae. Gene Ontology annotation, cellular component: eukaryotic translation initiation factor 3 complex. The coding region runs from base 56 to 2149 and encodes 697 amino acids. The record is from RefSeq and is a predicted model, not a curated record. The transcript is spliced from 12 exons. Gene Ontology annotation, molecular function: translation initiation factor activity; RNA binding; translation initiation factor binding. Gene Ontology annotation, biological process: translational initiation.